This is a messenger RNA of Phaethon lepturus (White-tailed tropicbird), 2138 nucleotides long. Its product is annotated as IgGFc-binding protein-like. The annotation marks the transcript as partial. The record is from RefSeq and is a predicted model, not a curated record. The transcript has 3 exons. Lineage: Eukaryota; Metazoa; Chordata; Aves; Phaethontiformes; Phaethontidae.
GUCUUUCCACCGCCACUUUCCGCGGCAAGGAAUUCUUCACCGUCUUCCUGCAGAAUGACGAGGAAGGCACCCGCCCCCACAUCCACCUCCUCUUCACGGCUUACUUCAACUCCACCAAGGUGACGGUGACGAUGCACGGCGGCACCUUCACCGACACCGUCACCCUUGGGAAGGACGAGACGGUUUCACUCCACGUCCCUGGGAACGUGGAGCUUGUCGGCAACCGGCUUUCGGAUAAAGCCGUCGUGAUUCGGUCCACCAAGGAGAUCUCCGUGGUGUCCGUCAACUCCAAGAGCUACACCGUCGGUGCCACCGCCGUGCUGCCCGUAGAUAAGCUGGGCAACAAAUACUACGUGGUGACGCCGGAGGGCACCACGAAGGAAGGCUUGAAGGAGUUCGUCGUGGCGGCCGGCAAGACUUCGGCCACCAUUUCCAUCAACGCCAAGGGCGGGUUCUAUUACAGAGGGAGGAAUUACUCCCCUGGGUCCACCCUCCGCAUCUUCUUGAACCCCUACCACAGCUUCCAGCUGCAAAGCAACUACGAUUUGUCCGGCACCAAGAUCGCGUCGGACAACGCUGUCGCGGUCUUCAGCGGACAUAGCUGCGUGAAGAUGCGCACAGGCUGCGAUUACGUGGUUGAGCAGCUCCUGCCUGUCGCUGCGUGGGGGAGAGCCUACGUUGUCCCCCCCAACCCGCUGCAGAAGGACACCGACUUUGCCUACGUGGUGGCGGACGAGAGAGCCUCCGUCACCUACGCCAGGGGGGAUUCGGCUGCCACGGAGGACAUGGCGGCCGGGGAGGUCCGCAAGUUCGAGAUUAGACAAAAUUCGCCUCUUUACGUGAGCGCUUCGGCUGCCGUUCAGGUGGUUUUCUUCUUCACCGGUGCCAAGAAGGGCUCGCUUAGGCAAGACCCCUUCCUGCUCAACAUCCUACCCAUCUCCAGCUACUGCACAUCCUACCGGCUCAGCAGCCUGGAUGGCUACGAGAACCACCUGGUCCUCGUCGCCCGACGUGCGGACACCAGCACCACCACCCUCAACCAGAAGACAGACAGAACCAUGUCCUGGCGAGCGAUUCCUGGCUCAGGCUUCUCCUGGGCCACCGUCACCAUGAGCAAGCCGGCAGAAAUCCAGAGCGCCGAGCACCAGCGGACGCCCUUUGGGCUCCUGGUCUUCGGCUUCCAGAAUUACGCCGGUUAUGGCUUCACCGGUCUUUGUGCCACGACUUCUGCUCCGCUUUCCUGCGAAGACCUGGGCUGCAAGGAGAGGUGCGAGGUGGUGGACGGGCAACCCACAUGCAUCCAAGGAACCGACUCAACCUGCUGGGCCACCGGUGAUCCCCACUACCAAACCUUUGAUGGGAAAGUCUUUGAUUUCAUGGGCACGUGCACCUACACCUUGACCAAGACCUGCGAUCCAGAUCCGACCCUGCCCAUCUUCAGCGUCGAGGCCAAAAAUGAACACAGGGGUAACCUGAAGGUCUCCUACGUCGGUUCCGUGACCGUCCAUGCCUAUGACAUUACCAUCACUGUGGUCAGGUCCGAGAACGGGAUCGUGAGGGUGAACAACCAUCGUUCCCGCCUCCCCAUCUCCCUCGCCCAAGGGAAACUCCGCCUGCAGCAGAAGGGCAAGUCCGUGCUGAUUAAAACCGACUUCAGGCUGAAGAUCCUCUACGACUGGGAUGACCACGUGGUGGUGCAGCUCCCCGGUAUGCUCUCCGGCAAAGUCUGCGGGAUGUGCGGCAACAGCAACGGCAACCCCCAGGAUGACGCCCUCAUGCCUGACGGCAGCCUGGCGCGGGACACCGUGGAGCUGGGCCGGAGCUGGAAGGUGGCCAACAAGAGCCAUCGCUGUUGGGACAGCUGCAGCGGGGACUGCGGACGUUGCCAAUGGGACGAGGCGGUGAAGUACAAGGGCGAGACAUCGUGCGGGUUGCUCACCCAAAGCCUGGGGCCCUUCGAGCGCUGCCACGCCGCCAUCGACCCCAACGUCUACCUGAAAAACUGCAUCUACGACCUCUGCGUGAACGACGGGCUCCACGCCGCGCUGUGCCAAGCCCUCAAAGCCUACGCAGACGACUGCCAAGAGGAGGGAAUCACCGUUUCUGACUGGAGGACACUGGCACAUUGUCGUGAGUAG